UUUUGGUCCACUUGAAAGUUUUGCAGGACCUUGACCUCAGCAGGCUCUACUAGAGAUAUGGCUUGGUGUAAUAAAAGGCUUUGGAUACUUGUCACUACCUUGUGUGUCUUGCGGGAUGCUAGUGGAUAUGGAGUAUGGAGUAAAGGACCUUUUCAGGAUCAGGGCAGUGCAGAUGUCUCUGCUCCUCUGCCUCAAUUCCCAAAACCUGGCCUCUCAUCUGAUGGAUCCUAUUUUUCCAGAACCCUGACAGAUGGAGGGAGUCCCAGGGUUGUGUCUGCUCAAACUAGCACCAGCUCUAGUCUGACUACUGACAGUAGCCAGGAUUCUGGACUGUCUCAACCUGUUGAGCUACGCAGCCAAGUGCCCUCUUCUGUAGCUGUGCCUGCCAGUGGCUUUGUUGGCAACUACCAGCCUGUGUUCCAAAGUGAACGCCUUGGUGGCCCUGCACCUCAAUCCCAGCUACCUAGUUCCUCCACUGGCUUUAGGCAGAGUGUUCUUGGUGCUCCCCAACAAGGUGCUUUUCAACAGGGAUCUUUUGGCAGCCCUCAGUCUGUACCCAGUGUUCAGGGUUUCUCCAGGCAGUCUGUUGGUACAAGAAUGCAAACCACAUCUAGAAAUGAUGCCCUGACCCCUCCGCAACAAGGUGGCUUCUGGGCCCAAUCUUCAGGACAGUCAGGGAGACCCCAGCCAGCUAAUGUUGGUCCUUCACCUUUCCAACCUCAAAGGCUCUCAGAUCAACUUGCAUAUGCUUCUUCAGCUGGACAAGGAAGCAAGCCCCUGUCUCCUCCCCAGAAUUUAGGAGGUGGCUUGACAAGCUCUUCUCAAGGCAGUUAUGGUGCUACGUACUCCAGUGCCAGCUGGUAUAAUCCACAGGCAGUGAGCCAGAGUCGCCCAGGUCCCCUCACCCAGUUAAAGGCAAGGCUCUUUACUAGCCAAGGUGCCCCUGUAACAUCCAGCAGUGUAAGGCCUGCCAGUGAUCUUCCUCAGCGGACUGGAAGCCCUUACCUGACUGUGCCUUCUCAAGGUGCAACAACAUGGCAGGCUCCUAGCAGUUUCCAGCCUGGCUUUCAGAGUGCCCCUUCCCAGGUGCAGAGUGCCCCUAGUGGCCAAUAUGGAGCUCUAGUUUCAAGGUUUGAGCAGUACAGCCCAGCAAGUCAGACAUCUAGGGCCUAUGAGUUGUCUCGAGGGCUUUCCAGCACCUAUAGUGGUGUGCAGAGCCCGCCUGGCUUUACCCAACCAGGCUCUGUUGUGGGCUUCAUGCAACCCCAGCAAACCCCUGUGGCUGAGGUAGCAUCUGGUGGCUCCUCUGCUCCACUUUCACCAAGCUUCUACAGUGGCUCUCCAAGCCUAAGCUCAACUGGUGAUGCCUACAGUGCGGGCCUGAGUGACGUUUCCUAUUUCAGGCCUGCAUCACAAAGGGUUUCUGCCCAGCGUGAUUCCUCAGUCAAAGGUUGAGCAUCUACCUGAUGUUUGGCUCUCAAAUGCUGGUGUAGGUAAAUUGACCUUGUUUGUCCUGUUUGUUUACUAAAGUGAUCUAA
Colossoma macropomum (tambaqui) is the source of this 1538-nucleotide messenger RNA. RefSeq names its product atrophin-1-like. The record is from RefSeq and is a predicted model, not a curated record. NCBI's taxonomy places the organism in Eukaryota, Metazoa, Chordata, Actinopteri, Characiformes, Serrasalmidae. The coding region runs from base 58 to 1455 and encodes 465 amino acids. The transcript has 3 exons.